Molecule: messenger RNA, 1363 nt
Organism: Parasteatoda tepidariorum (common house spider)
Lineage: Eukaryota; Metazoa; Arthropoda; Arachnida; Araneae; Theridiidae
Source: RefSeq, a predicted model, not a curated record
UUAUACUUUCCUUGCAGAUUAAGUACAAUAAAAGAGAAAAUGCAUCAGGAACAGUCUCCACCAAUCAUUCAAAAUGUCAUAAAAACAAUGCCACCACCCCCUUGUCCAAAGUGUCCAAAACUGAAUGAGGAAAUUAUGUCUUUAAGGAUAGCUUUAAGAGAUAAUGAAAAAUUAAGAGAUACUUUAAGUAGUGAUUUAGAAAGUCGAAAAGUUAUUAAUGAAGAUUUAAAACGAGAGCUUCGUAAAUUAAAUGACAAGAAUAAUGAGCUUGAAGAAAGUCUAAGUGAUCCAAGAAUAGUAAGUGCUGGUGUAUACAGUCCAAAACUGAAGACAUUAUGUGAAAAGUUUAGAGAAUCUCUGUAUAAAGAUAUAGAUAGUGCUGAUACCGGUUCUCAAGAGAUGCUAAGUAAUGUCUCAACUGUUACAAACAAUUGUUCAUUUACUGUACCUUCAACUAGUGGAUUUGUUACCAACAACAGAAACCAGUCACAGUUAAGAGCAUUUUGUAUGGCUGAGGAUGAAGCAGAAAUGUUGAGCCAAAGCAGUAUAUCUGAAAUGCAAAGUGAUACUCCUAAUCAGAGACUCAAGGAAAUUAAUAGGCGCAACACUUUGUGCCUGCCUCACCUGAAGAGUCAAUACCCUCUUGAAUUGAACACAACACCUUCGCAGCAUAAAUAUUUUCGACCACCGGCCACGCCAUCAUGUUCAAAAGAAAGUAAUCAUUUGGCCAAAAAGCGCAAAAUUUCCAAUGCUUCAUCAGUUCGCUCUUCAUUUGCAUCUCUCAUGUCAAAGCCGUCAACUUCAGGAAUAAAGUUUCAUCAUUCUUCUACACCAAAAGUGAAGAAUUUCAUCACUAAAAUGCACAAGACCAAUACGAGUGCUGCCAGGUUGCAUAUCCGCCGCACAUCUAAAGAUUCCACGCAGAAGUGAAAAUUUAUAUUCCUGUUAUCAUUGUCGUUGUAUACAUAUUGAUGUGUAAAAAUUUAUGCCAUUGUUGUUCUUUUUUUUUGUCAUUGUUCCUAAAAGCUAUUGUGAUUGACACUUCAGGCCCUCUACUGUCUAUCAUCUUUUAUUUUGCAGUUCGAAUUUGAUUUUGUUAUCUUAAAAUUAUUUUAAAUUUGGAAUAUUUGAAUGAAUCUUUUUGUCCAUUGAGAAAAACUGUGCAAGCACAUCUGUUGAAAGUUACGUAUUUAGGUAAACAAAGCUAAAGUUACUUGCUAUGUAACAUUUCUUAAAGAUAGGACACUUGAUUCAAAAUGAAGGCAGCUGCGGAGGGCCUAGAGUAAGAUUUAUUGUACUUGUGUUCUUUUUUUUUUAAAAUCAUUCUCUUGAUAUUAAUAAAGAUUAAAAAGUAUAUGUAAAA